Chroicocephalus ridibundus (black-headed gull) is the source of this 2045-nucleotide messenger RNA. RefSeq names its product glucosamine-6-phosphate deaminase 1 (gene GNPDA1). Lineage: Eukaryota; Metazoa; Chordata; Aves; Charadriiformes; Laridae. The transcript is spliced from 6 exons. The coding region runs from base 10 to 876 and encodes 288 amino acids. Gene Ontology annotation, biological process: carbohydrate metabolic process; D-glucosamine catabolic process; N-acetylneuraminate catabolic process. Gene Ontology annotation, cellular component: cytoplasm. The record is from RefSeq and is a predicted model, not a curated record. Gene Ontology annotation, molecular function: glucosamine-6-phosphate deaminase activity; identical protein binding.
GCCCCCGCCAUGAAGCUCGUCAUCCUGGAGACGUACGCGCAGGCCAGCGAGUGGGCCGCCAAGUACAUCCGCAACCGCAUCGUCCACUUCGGGCCUGGUCCCGGGCGGUUUUUCACGCUGGGGCUGCCCACAGGCAGCACGCCGCUGGGCUGCUACAAGAAGCUGGUGGAGUACUGCCGGAACGGGGACCUCUCCUUCAAGUACGUGAAAACCUUCAACAUGGACGAGUACGUGGGUCUCCCGAGGGAUCACCCAGAAAGUUACCAUUCCUUCAUGUGGAAUAACUUCUUUAAGCAUAUUGACAUCUCGCCAGAAAAUGUUCACAUUUUGGAUGGAAAUGCACCUGAUCUACAGGCAGAGUGCAACGCGUUUGAGGAUAAAAUCAAAGCAGCUGGAGGAAUUGAACUCUUUGUUGGAGGUAUUGGCCCAGAUGGUCACAUUGCCUUCAACGAGCCUGGAUCGAGUUUGGUAUCCAGGACACGCGUGAAGACCUUGGCUAUGGACACUAUAUUGGCUAAUGCCAGGUUCUUUGAUGGUGACCUCUCCAAAGUCCCCACUAUGGCUUUGACGGUUGGAGUAGGCACUGUCAUGGAUGCCAGAGAGGUGAUGAUUCUUAUCACAGGAGCCCACAAAGCCUUUGCUUUGUACAAAGCCAUUGAGGAAGGUGUCAACCACAUGUGGACAGUGUCUGCUUUCCAGCAACACCCCAACACUGUGUUUGUGUGCGAUGAGGAUGCCACGCUGGAACUCAAAGUGAAGACAGUGAAAUACUUUAAAGGUUUAAUGCUGGUUCACAACAAGCUUGUGGAACCCUUACACAGCAUGAAGGAGACAGAAGCAGAAAGAAGCCAGUCUAAGAAGCCAUACAGCGAUUAAUCUCGCUGUUCAGAGUGGUGCUGAACCAGCUUUUCUGUUGAAAACCAGCUGUGAAGAAAGGGAAUUGCUGCAGAAACUCAUAUUUGUUCUUAAAUUAGCAAAAUGAUUAUGUGCUUGCUUCUUAUUAUUAAAAAGAUGCCAAACACCUGCCUUAAUUAACCAAAUGAGGAUGGGAUCCAGUAUACUGCAAUUCCACAAACUUCUGCCACUAACUUACUCUCUAAAGACAAAGUCAAUGGAGAGCAAGUAGUUGAAUCUAUGAAGCAACUGUAAUGAGGACUGAAGGCCCCAAAACUUAAGCGUGAAGAUAUGUGAAAGUACAAUGCUGCAGAAACCAAAUGGGUAAUCACUUUGGGAUGUAUUCCUUGCAAUUAGGACAAGUACCUUGCGUCAUUCCCCUUCCACAAAACACUUACGUUACAGUCAUUUAAAAUGGGAGCUGAGCUUGUUCAGCCUGGAGAAGAGAAAGCUUCAGCAUGACCCAAUGGCAGCAUGUUUCACCACUACGAGGAGGUCAUCAGGAAGAUGAAGCCAGGCUCUCCUGGGCAGUGUGUGUGGUAGGAAGAUGAGAAGAGACAAUGGGGCUUGAGUUAAGACAAGAUGCUCAGACUGGAUCUAAGGAAAAGCCCUACCCCAGAGGACAGGCAAGCCGUGGGGCAGGUUGCCCAAUGAGGUUGUGCAGACUCUGUCCUCAAGAGGUUUUAAAGACCUGACUGGGUAAGCCCUGGUUGAGUCCUACUUCCAGCCAGAUGUGGGACUUGAGACCAUCUUGGCAAAAGCGAGGGUACAGACAGCAUUCAUCAGUGCUGCGUUAACAAUGCAAUGCAGUUAAUGGUUAGUUUGCACAUCUAUAAGAUUUUAUUUGUUGUCACGCAAGAAGUCUUACAUGUUCAGUUUCAGGGUAUGAUUUUAUAUGCCCUGGUGCUUUACGAUGUACUGCAGGAGCGUAGAUUUUUUCAGAUUAAGCAUAAAUGGCUUCUCUCUGUGCUGCUCAGCACUCCGUUAUCUGUGUCAGUGCGGAGCCUGGAGCCAUCAGUUCUCUCUCCCUCCUUCCCAUGCUUUACAUUGCUACAAGGAAAUGCCAAAUAAGAAACAUGCUGUUCCCUCUGACCUCAGGUGGACAACAGCCUGCACUGGCAAGACGCCACCAAUUCUGCAUCUUGAUUCCU